Molecule: messenger RNA, 970 nt
Organism: Papaver somniferum (opium poppy)
Lineage: Eukaryota; Viridiplantae; Streptophyta; Magnoliopsida; Ranunculales; Papaveraceae
Product: endochitinase EP3-like
Exons: 2
Coding region: 57-878 (273 amino acids)
Biological process (GO): cell wall macromolecule catabolic process; carbohydrate metabolic process; chitin catabolic process
Molecular function (GO): chitinase activity; chitin binding
Source: RefSeq, a predicted model, not a curated record
GUUUUGCUCAUCUUUAAAACACUCACUACUCCUUUUUACUUUCGGAUACAAAUAUUAUGUCUCCAAACCACUUGAAACUUAUUUCAGUUAUCGGAAUUCUUGUUAGCUUCUUAACACAGUCCAUCGUGGCACAGAAUUGUGGUUGUGCAGCAAGUUUAUGUUGCAGCCAGUACGGCUACUGUGGUACCACUGCUGCUUACUGCGGUAAGGGGUGCCAGUCAGGUCCAUGCACUACUACUCCUGCAUCUCCCACAAAUGGUGCCUCUGUUGACGGUAUUGUAACACCAGCAUUCUUUAAUGGGAUAAUUAAUCAAGCUGGUUCAGGAUGUGCCGGGAAGAGUUUCUACACACGUAGUGCUUUUCUUGAAGCCGCUAGAUCUUAUCCUAGCUUUGGUAAAACUGGGAGUCUUGAUGACUCUAAACGUGAAAUCGCUGCUUUCUUUGCUCAUGUUACGCAUGAAACCGGAUUUUUCUGUUACAAAGAAGAAAUCAGAGGAGCAACCAGAGACUAUUGUGACGAGGGAAACAGACAAUAUCCAUGCGUUCCUGGCAAAGGGUAUUAUGGUCGAGGACCAAUACAAAUAUCAUGGAAUUACAAUUACGGCCCAGCCGGUAAAAGCAUCGGUUUUGAUGGUUUGAAUGCUCCAGAAACUGUAGCUAAUGAUCCCGUUAUCUCCUUUAAGACAGCAUUCUGGUUUUGGAUGAAUAAUGUCCACUCGGUCAUUACUUCAAAUCAAGGUUUUGGUCCGACUAUUCGUAAAAUUAACAGUGGUGAGUGUAACGGAAGAAAACCGGUAGCAGUUCAAGCUAGAAUUAAGUAUUUCAAGGAUUACUGCAAUCAACUUGGUGUGGCACCAGGAGAUAACCUUUCUUGCUAGAAACUUAAUAUGCUGUAAUAUUUUCUACGUAUCCAUGUAAUAGCUGGCUCAAUUAACAAGAGAUGAAUAAAGAGCUUCUGAAUAAAUGACUC